UUUUCGAACGUGCCCGAGGCGGGACGGCCAUCCAUCCUUCCAUCCCACCUCGUCUCCCGCCGCCUGCUGGUCGCUGCCACUAACACACACGACCCAAAGCUCCGAGCUCGAAACCAACCCUCAAACCCGCAGCACACGACCUACCCAUCCGCACCCAUUUUAUAUACAUGCCAAGCUCGAACCUGGCCCGUUUCGUGAGUCCCAGACUGCCAAUUGCUUCCCUGGUCAGGGGUUUGAAGGCCAGGGUAAACCAUCCCGAGUACGUCUUAGGUAUACCCGGGUCCUACCCGUUGCCUCUGACCGUUCAGAACAAGCCAGUCCUCCACCCCCUCCGCCCGCCCUCCCCAGUCCCUCCGCCAGCAAAUACGCCCUGCGAUACAGAUCCUCGUCUACAAAAAGCCGCCGCGAGAACCCAAGAACAUCUGGUACGCCUGACAUCACGGCCCUGGCGGCGAGAGGAACUGCCCACUAUCACCAACCAUGCCGCAACCCCUCAGCUCGAAGGAGAGCUCUCUCUUUCGGCAAGUCAUCCGCAACUACGAGGACAAGCAAUACAAGAGGGGGUUGAAGGCGGCCGAGCAGAUCCUCAAGAAGAACCCUAAGCAUGGAGAUACCAUGGCCAUGAAGGCCCUGAUAAUCAACCAACAAGGGAAGACGGACGAGGCCUUUGCCUUGGGGAAAGAGGCUCUGACCGCUGACAUGAAGUCGCACAUAUGCUGGCAUGUCUACGGUUUGUUGUACCGCCACCAGAAGAACUUCGAGGAGGCUAUCAAGGCGUACAAGUACGCGCUCAAGCUAGAGCCGGAAUCGCACCAGAUCCAGAGGGACCUAGCCUUUCUCCAGGUCCAGAUGCGCGAUUACCAAGGCUAUGUACAGAGCAGAGCAGCCAUGCUUCAGGCGAAGCCCCAGCUGAGGCAGAACUGGACUGCCCUCGCUGUCGCGCAUCACCUGUCUGGGAACCUAGCCCUGGCCGAAAAGGUGCUAACCACCUACGAGAAUUCUUUGAAGACGCCGCCGUCUAAGACCGACUACGAGAAUUCGGAGGCCGUGCUGUACAAAAACUCGAUCAUCGCCGAAAUGCAAGACUACCAGCGGGCUUUGGAUCACCUGGAGUCCGUUGCGAAGCACAACCUGGAUCGUCUCGCCGUCUUGGAGCUCCGUGCAGAGUAUCUGUCGAAGCUCGGUAGAAAGGAAGAGGCGGCCGAUGCCUACCGCGCCCUGCUUGCCCGAAACUCGGAACAUCCCGAGUACUAUGCGAAGCUUGUGGACGCCUUGGGCAUUAAUCCCGAGGAUCACAGUGUCCGAAAGGCCAUUUAUGACGAAUAUGCCCAAAAGAACCCCCGCUGCGAUGCCGCCAAACGGCUACCCUUGGACUUUCUUGUGGGCGACGACUUCCGCGAAGCAGCCCGGAACUAUUUGGCAUUUAUGCUUGAUAAGGGGGUCCCGUCGACGUUCGCCAAUCUCAAGCAUCUCUACGCUGAUCCGUUCAAGAAGAACACGCUUGGGUCCCUAGCACAUGAGUAUCUCGAGGCGAAGCGUGCGUCGGCCGGGGAAAACGGGGCGCUCAAUGGCGACGCGCUCAAGGGAGAGCCAGCAGCACUGUAUUACCUCUCGCAGCACUACAACUACCACCUCAGCCGGGACCUGACCAAAGCGAUGGAAUUCGUAGACCGUGGAAUCGAACUGUUGCCCAAGAAUGUCGAGUUCCACAUGACUAAGGCCAGGAUAUGGAAGCACUUCGGAAAUACCCAAAAGGCCUCCGAGACUAUGGAUCAGGCCCGCAAGCUUGACUUGAAAGACAGGUACAUCAACACUAAAGCGGCAAAGUACCAACUACGAAACAACGAGAGCGAAGCCGCCCUUGAGACUAUGGGUCUCUUUACGCGAACCGACUCUCCGGGCGGCCCACUGAACGACCUCCUUGACAUGCAGAGCGUGUGGUAUCUAACAGAGGAUGGCGAGUCGUGGGUGCGCAACGGAAAUAUCGGACUUGCUCUGAAGCGAUUCCACGCCGUCUACAACAUAUUCGAUGUGUGGCAAGAAGAUCAAUUCGAUUUCCACAGCUUCUCGUUGCGGAAGGGACAGAUUCGCGCCUACGUGGACAUGAUCCGGUGGGAGGAUCGCAUCCGCGAACAUCCGUUCUACACACGCGCCGCUCUAGGAGCCGUCGCCGUCUAUUUGAGCAUGUACGACAGCACCCGACUCAUUAACGGCGCGGGAGGACCGACGGAUGCCAACGGAGACGAGGCUGCGGAGAGGAAGAAGGCAGCCAAGAAAGCUAAAAAAGAGCUUCAGAAAGCCGAGCGCGAGGCGGCUGAGAAGGUUGCCAAGCAAGACCCCAACAAGCCGAAAGGGACCAACCCCGAACCCGUUAGGAAGGAUGACGAUCCGAACGGAUAUAAGCUUGCCACGACGGCCGACCCCUUGGCCGAAGCUACCAAAUUCGUUGCCCCUAUCCUUCAGUUUAGCCCCAAGUAUCUCGAUGGGCAGGUAGCCGGAUUCGAGGUCUUCAUGAGGAGAGAGAAAUACCUUCUCGCCCUUCGCUGCCUGAAUGCCGCGCUGACCAUCGACGCUGAAAACCCCACUAUCCACGAACAGGUGGUCCGAUUUCGCCAAGCUCUUAAUUCGAAGAUCGAUUCUCUGCCUUCGAAGACCGUCGAAGUACUCAAGUCUGUAUUUACCCUGGUAGAUAGUUCUACAGACCUUAAGAACUACAAUGCCGACUUUUGGGAGAAACAUAAGGAUAGCGCGGCGCACGUCAUAUCUGCGAUCAAGAUCGAGAGAUUUCUGGGAGGGGACAAGGCGAAGACCGAGAAAGAUAUCGCUACUGUGCUCGACAUUCAAGACGUGCAUUACGAGCAAGCGGAAGAGGCCCUAGCCAUUUUAAGGCAAUGGCGCAGCAGCGAGGCGGACGCUUUUAAAGCGGCUGCCCAUGAGAAGUGGCCCAACGUUACCGCAUUCGUGUGAUGGCCUCUCAGGCUUCCCUCGAAAGCGGCCUCAUUUUCCUGCCUAUCUCUACCACUGUCUUCCAUAUUGAAAUCCCUCCCGUUGACAAUUCUAGGGACGAAGAAGGGGGGGGGAUCUUCUCGUCGCAUUCGGUUCUCAACAAGGUAGACAACGUUUGAGUGUCACAUCAUGCAUGGAUCGGGGGUCCGGUUAACAGCUACGUAGCAGGGAAAGGAGGGAGGUGAAAAAGUGAAGGGGUGAAGGCAGCGGAUAGAUGUAUGCAUGCUUAUGAGUGGCAGUAAAUAGCAGGGAGGGAUAAAGCAACUCGAAAAGGGACAAAUAGAUUCCCCAGUACUCUUCGAAAAGACAUGUAGGCGAGGACAUUCAGUCGAAGAUGGUCUGGGCGUGUAUCAGUAAGAUGAAGGUCCCUGGGCGCCACAUAUAUAUAUAUAUAUAUGUAGGUAGUGAUCAUGAUUGCUCCAUGAUUAGCCCACGCAAAGGGGGGUUGAAAGAUCUUGAAUAACCAACUGAAACCGCAUCGGGGUAUCGGCGAUAGAUUAUAUUAUGAGUUAGGUAGAGACCUACCCUGAUCUCCUAUUCUAAGAUAUAAUGGUAGUUAUUUCAAAUCCG
This is a messenger RNA of Durotheca rogersii, 3576 nucleotides long. Its product is annotated as N-terminal acetyltransferase A, auxiliary subunit. The transcript has 3 exons. NCBI's taxonomy places the organism in Eukaryota, Fungi, Ascomycota, Sordariomycetes, Xylariales, Xylariaceae. The record is from RefSeq and is a predicted model, not a curated record. Gene Ontology annotation, cellular component: NatA complex; cytoplasm. Bases 481 to 2967 code for a protein of 828 amino acids. Gene Ontology annotation, biological process: N-terminal peptidyl-methionine acetylation. Gene Ontology annotation, molecular function: protein binding; protein-N-terminal amino-acid acetyltransferase activity.